AUCGAUUUUCGCAUUCGGGCCCCCGGAACGUCAGCGGCGGUAGUGUGGCGAGCGUGUCGUGCGAACCGUCGGGGCGUCGCGACGCUGACUAGCAAUCGCUGAGUGCGCGCCAGACGCAUCGAGACAAUCACGCAAUCGGACGCUUCCAAGUCGCGCGAGUUGAAGCCGCCCGUCGGCGUCGGGGCGCCGUUUUUUUAGCGAAUUUCUAUGGUUUCGCGAGCACGACAACGCCUACCCGCGCCGAAAUAAUGUGGAAUUGAUCCGCGCGUCUGCAACCGCGACCCUCGACGCACAGAAGAGUUCCUCGUCGCUUCCCCAGCCCUCCACCACCACCACCCUACACCACCUCCACCCUUCCAAACUUCCACAAUCCUCUAAAUCCUCCGAGUGAUCGGAUAUAAGAUAAAAUGGCCUGGGGAUAUUGGAGCGCGACCACGCUGGGCGACCGCGGGCGUUCGCCGCGUCGCAACCAGCAGAACGGCAACGCCACACAGCCCCAGGGCGGCGGCGGAGGCGGCGGCGGCGGCGGCAGCAAUGAUCGUGGUGCUGCUUCCUCGGAGCGCACCGAACGCCCCGAACGGCAUGCUGCCAGUCACAGUAGCAACUCCAGUAAUGGAUCCAGCGCUUCUACCAGUGCGGCGCUGCUCGACGAACUCGCUGCCCAACAGCAGCAGCAGCAUCAUCCGCACUAUCAGCCGCCGCUGCCGCCACCGCACCAGCAGCAGAUGGCGUCGGCGGCGGCACAUCAUCAGCCACCGCUGCCGCCGCCGCAUGCGGUCCACCAGCACCAUCAGGCGUACGCGCCCGGCGCGCAUCACUCCCAAUUGCCGCACGCCUCCUACCACCACCAUCACGACACCACCUCCGGCUCCGAAUUCGACCUGGAGCCGAAUCUCUCGCGCCGCCCAUCGCUGGAUCUCAGCAUUGGUGGGCCGCCUGGUGCCGGUCUUGCUGGCAUCAUCUGCUCGGCGCAUGGGUCCAGCUCGCGCACGGGUACGUUGUCGGCGGGUAACACGCUGACGCGCGCCGGCAGCCGGCACACGGCCGUCAGCAGCGUCGAUUACGCGGUGCCGCAUCAUUUGCAUCAGCAUCAUCUGCAUCACGCCGCUUACGUUGAGUAUCAUCAUCAGACGCAGCUGAGCUUUUCGGACGAUGAUAGCAGCUCGGAGCCGGGCUAUGCCACAGUGUUUCCCAACGUGCCGUCGCAGCCAGGAAUGCCAUGCCAAGGAGAGGACCGAAGCAUCUAUCGGCGCGGCGCACGACGUUGGAGGAAAUUGUACCGUGUCAACGGACAUAUUUUCCAGGCUAAACGCUUUAAUAGACGGGCAUUCUGCGCGUUCUGCGAGGAUCGCAUUUGGGGUCUGGGCAGACAAGGCUUCAAAUGCAUCCAAUGUAAGUUACUGGUGCACAAGAAGUGCCACAAGGCUGUAAAGAAAGCCUGCAACAACGAAGUGGUUGACCCUGUGACGCGUGAUGGGCACCACAAUGGCGAGAAUAUCCUGCAACAGAUACAACACCAGCAGAUGCCGUCGGAGGCCGCUAAUCAGGAAUUGGUUAGCGAUUACAUGCCAGACAUCACCGGCGAUUCGGUGCCUGUGGAAGACCCCACCUCCGAUGACUUGGAGCCUGGUUCACAGCGGCAGUACUCGCUUAAAGACUUCGAGCUCAUUCGAGUGAUCGGACGUGGUAGCUACGCCAAGGUACUAAUGGUGGAACUGCGCAAAACGCGCCGUAUUUACGCGAUGAAAGUGAUCAAGAAGGCGCUCGUCACCGACGACGAGGACAUCGACUGGGUGCAGACUGAGAAACAUGUCUUUGAGACGGCGUCGAAUCACCCAUUCCUCGUCGGGCUGCACUCGUGCUUCCAGACGCCAUCACGGCUUUUCUUCGUCAUUGAAUUCGUACGCGGCGGUGACCUAAUGUUUCACAUGCAGCGCCAGCGCCGCCUGCCCGAGGAACACGCGCGUUUCUACGCCGCCGAAAUUUCACUGGCGCUAAACUUCUUGCAUAGCAAGGGAAUCAUCUAUCGUGACCUGAAGCUUGACAAUGUUCUGUUGGAUCAUGAGGGUCAUAUUAAACUGACAGAUUAUGGUAUGUGUAAGGAGGGUAUUCGAUCAGGGGACACCACGUCGACGUUCUGUGGUACACCUAAUUACAUUGCUCCUGAGAUUCUGCGCGGAGAAGAUUAUGGUUUCUCAGUGGACUGGUGGGCGCUUGGUGUCUUACUCUACGAAAUGCUUGCGGGUCGCUCACCGUUCGACAUUGCUGGUGCGUCUGAAAAUCCCGAUCAGAAUACGGAGGACUACCUCUUCCAGGUGAUCCUCGAGAAAACAAUUCGUAUUCCGCGUUCGUUGAGCGUGAAGGCAGCGAAUGUCCUCAAGGGUUUCCUCAAUAAAAACCCAGCGGAUCGUUUGGGCUGCCAUAGUGCGGAUUCCUUCGCAGAGAUACAGGGACAUCAAUUUUUCAAGAGCAUCGAUUGGGAACUGUUGGAGCAGAAGCAAGUGCCACCGCCUUACAAGCCUCGUUUAGAUUCGGAUCGCGAUCUGGCCAACUUCCCACCGGAAUUCACUGAUGAACCCGUACAUUUGACUCCUGACGAUGCGCGUAUUAUCGAGAAAAUCGAUCAGUCUGAAUUCGAGGGCUUCGAAUACGUGAACCCGCUGCUGAUGUCGCUGGAGGAUUGUGUGUGACCCGACCCGCUGCCUCCGCAGUGCCGCCUACAUCCGAACAACAACUCUUACACUUUCGACCUGGAUCACCUGAACCUGACGCACCUCAAACACCUGAAGUUGCACACCACCUACCUGUCGUCGCUACCGAUGCAUCCGCUACCGCCGUUGCCACCGUUACCGCCACCGCCUAGCCGCUAUCCGCCUCCGUUGUUUCCGCCACCGCCUCCGCCGCUCGACGCCGACUACUACGAGUACUACGACCUGCCCGUUCAUCCGGAGGCGGGCGACGGCAGCACGGCCACGCACCAGCUGCCUGCGCAAUCGGUGCCGGUGGCUGUCGACGCCAGCGAUGCUGACAAACGGCUGGACGCCAUGCGCCCUUCCAAAUCCAUUCUGCAGAACAUCUUUUGCCUGCCGCUCAACUAAUUCUUCCGCGGCGCAAAUAUGAAAAUAAUAAUUAAUUAAAGAAAAAUACAAAAAAAUGAUAGCGAAGCUCAUGCUGAUCAUGCUGAUGCCAUGAUGAUAAAGCAAAACAAAUGAAUUGAUUAUAAAUUACUAGGCUCUUAUUCGUCAAACUAACAAUGUGCAUCUUUUAAAAUGAGCAGUUUGAAUACUAAACACUAACUAAAGCAGGUUGCACACUACGGCAGCAUUUUAGAAAGGAUGAAAAAUUAACAAUUCAACGGCACUGAUAAAUUAAUUAACAAGAAAAUAUAUAUAUACAUAAAUAUAUAUAUAUAUAUAUAUAAUUACUAUACAUAUAGGUACAUAUUGAUUAUAUUAUUGUAAGGAAAUUAUAAACAAAAAUCAACCUAAGUAUCGACGAUUGAUUGAAUUUAUAAUGUUAGAGGAUUAUUUAUUGAUUAGGCACAGUUUUUUAAUGAAAGCGUCGGAGAAAAACCACUUACUAAGCAUAAAAGCAUAAAAUUAUUAAUAUUGUUAAGUAUAUAUACCUAUUUAUUAUGGUGAAAUUAAACAUUUAUGUAGUUGCUAUACGCGGACAAGAACGAUGUCAUCGGCGAGAACAAACCUGGAAGAGACAAGUAUUAAUUCGCAUUCCAAUUUCUAGAUUAAUUCAAAAUAUUUAAAUAAUUGUUAAGUAUUUUUACGAUUGAUUCAUGAAUAAUUCGCAUUUAUAUUAUUACUGUUUCUUCAUAUAUAUUAUUUUGUUUUGAUUAAACUGUUUCUGAGACUUGACAAUGAAAGCAUGUAUUACUUAGUAGUAACGACAAAUCAUUCCGAUUGGCUACGGUUGAAGUUGGUAAUUGUAAAGGUUUAGAAAUGUUUUACGAAUCGUACGACGAAAGCCGUUGCUCAUUCAGUUGACUCUGUUGAUGAAGACACUCAAUAUAUAUAUAUAUAUUACUGUUUGCUUCGAGAUUGCGCCGACACAAUCGAUUUGAUUGAUUCCCCAGCGGGCCCUGUAGAUGAUGAUUUGAUUGUUUUGCAGUUAUAUAUUCUAUAUAUUUAUGAUGUUUGAUGUGAAAAAAAUACAAACUUAAAUGGGGCGGUAAACGUGUCGGUCGAUUGCGACUGUGUAUGAAUUCUAAAUGAGUGUAAUUUGUCCUAUUGAUACAGAAAAAACGAAAAAUGUAAAAAAUAUUAUCCGUAUACAAAUGAGACAAAUGAAUAUUAUGUUGAUUUGUAAUAAAUUUCACUUAUUACGCA
Molecule: messenger RNA, 4340 nt
Organism: Dalotia coriaria
Lineage: Eukaryota; Metazoa; Arthropoda; Insecta; Coleoptera; Staphylinidae
Gene: aPKC
Product: protein kinase C iota type
Exons: 6
Coding region: 408-2690 (760 amino acids)
Biological process (GO): protein phosphorylation; establishment or maintenance of cell polarity
Cellular component (GO): nucleus; cytoplasm
Molecular function (GO): protein serine/threonine kinase activity; protein binding; ATP binding
Source: RefSeq, a predicted model, not a curated record